Molecule: messenger RNA, 1202 nt
Organism: Cucurbita moschata (crookneck pumpkin)
Lineage: Eukaryota; Viridiplantae; Streptophyta; Magnoliopsida; Cucurbitales; Cucurbitaceae
Exons: 3
Coding region: 195-740 (181 amino acids)
Source: RefSeq, a predicted model, not a curated record
UGGGGGAGUAAUAACUCAACUGGAAUAAAUACUGCGAAGAGGUCAAGUUCUAAUCUGAAAUAUUUGUCGAACUGAAGGAAAAAUUCAGAAUACUCAUCUUGGAAUCUGAAGUUCUUCGCACAUCCGUAGCGAAAAGGUUAGGAAGGAGAGAAUUCUUUGAUUUGUAGCGUGGGAAUUUCAUCUGGGUUCUUCGGAUGGCUCGAAUUUUGUCUCAAUCUCAAUCUUUCAUUUCCUCCAAGAUGCAAUCUGCGCCUUUGAAGUUAUUGCUGUUGAUUCCGUCUUCCUUUGUUCUCGGUCAUCGGAACCGCUCUACACGUUCUGGUAAGGCCAAGUUCAUCGAAAUUGACCUUGAAUCGUCCUCUUUCGGGGCUGAUUCAGAGGUUCUUGCUAUUAGGAAGCUGGAUGAUUUUGUUGAGAGGAUUAUCGUUGAGCGAUCGACUCCUGAUUGGGUUCCGUUUGUGCCUGGUUCGUCAUUUUGGGUUCCUCCUCGUCGUACUAAGCCACGGAAGGUGGUCGACCUGUUCGAUAAAUUGGUUGAACCGCUCUCCAAAGAGGUGUCCCCUUCACUUGCUAACUCUCGUGGUUGGCCCUGCUUAGAUUUCUUCGCCAAAGGGUCUAUAUCUGGAGCAACUCGGCUGGCUCCAGUAGAUACCGAGUUCGACGCUUCAAAUGAGGUGGAGUUGGAGAUCGAGGUGAAGACAUCAACAAUCACAGAUAACUCAAACCAGCCUGAGGAUUGAGAAAUAUGAACCUCAUACCUCAUUCACUAAUGCAGUUGGGUAGGAUCAUUAGAUGGUUGUCAGAGAUUCGAGAGACCGAAUAGAGUGGAAAGUGACGAUGACGACGUGAGGUCGGAGAGAAAUGGAAUGGCUCUACAGAUGGUUCCAGUUCGGAGUUCACUUCCAUUUGCUUCGUCUCGACCCGCCUUGUCUAUUUAAAUCCCCCCAAACUUAUGGUUGUUUAUGCUUAGUUGUUUUUGGACCGACCGAGUACUUUAGGAUCUCCAAAUUCACCAGCUUGUUAUUUAAAUGAGGUGAAUUCUCAGGUUCUUGUCGUCCCCUCCACCCCUGUCCUAUCAAAUCUAUACACACAGCCACAGUAAGAAAUUUUGCUUAUGCAUGUAUAAAAGUAACUGAUAAAUUGUUUUACAUUUCAAAUGCCUGUAAGAUCAAUCUCAGUUUGUAGUUGCAGUAAUUUCCAUA